This is a messenger RNA of Mytilus californianus (California mussel), 2093 nucleotides long. RefSeq lists its product as uncharacterized. The record is from RefSeq and is a predicted model, not a curated record. Bases 371 to 1726 code for a protein of 451 amino acids. Lineage: Eukaryota; Metazoa; Mollusca; Bivalvia; Mytilida; Mytilidae. The transcript has 9 exons.
GUAACUAACCAAUGUUUAAACUAUGGAUCAUAGUGAUAAUGGUUGGAAAAUCCUUGUUUGAAAUGUCAGCUGCCAAAAAGCGCGAUGUAAAUGUCUUUUCGAACCUAAUCAAUACAAAUUUACAACUAAAAAUGUUGUUUUCUCCCAUAAAAUUGCGUUUCUAAAUUACUUUAAUUCAAAGUUAAAUGCUAUAUUAAAUAUGUAUUACGAAUGAUGAAUUAUGUAGUAACAAUUUCUGACAGGUAAACUAGAGCUAACCAUUUCAAUUAGACCUUUGGUCGGGAAAAAAUUGCAGGAAGGGAUUUCAGCCGAAUUAUGCUGUACAUCAGAUGGUAGACCACCGGCAGAUAAUUUAAUAUGGAUUAAAGAUAUGCAGAUCAUAAAAAAUGUAAAAGAUAAAAAGGAUUGCUACAAAUUUUUACCACUGUACAGACACCAUGCUGGGAAAUAUGUAUGCACUGUUAACAAUACUAUUGAUUUUGCUAGCAUCACAAAAUAUGUUUAUGUUUUGUACCCGCCUAACGUGAAUGUACAGAUGUACAAGCUUAAGAAUGUUGUGCAACUUAACUGCAGUGCAACUGGUUUACCUAGUAAAAACCAAUUUGAAGAAUGGGAACAUCGGUCAGAAUUCAAUGAACAUAUCAGAUACGUUCAGGGAACACAUGGUAAUCAACUGAUUAUAGAGGGAAACGAUUAUCACAAUUCCGGAAUCUAUAUUUGUAAUGUUACAAAUGGCAUUUCUGCAAUAAAUGGAAACCUUUUCAUGACGGGACAGAUUGAAGUACCAUACAGAGGUUCGCCAAUUGUUAUCAAUCCAAAUAACAAAGUGUAUUUUGGUAAACACGGUAACAAAAUGAACAUUACCUUGAAAAUCCUAAGUCCAUCUAAGAUAACAGGAAAGUUAAUAAAAAGCAAUUGGAAGCAGACACCCGAAGCUAUCGAAACGUCAUACCAAUCAAAGUGUAAUGGACAUUUAACAGUUCUUGGAGUUAACAUAACAGUCUUAUGCACUCUGUUAUCGUUUACUUUCCGGCUGUCUGGAAUAGACAAUUUCACAAAUUAUGCCACAUUGGUUUGUAACGAAUAUGGAUGCAACAAUUUUGAGAUUGCGGUUGUUUCAGAAAGUAAAUCAGCAAAAAAACAAAACAUCGCCAAAAUGGUUUUUGUAUGGAUAAGUGUUGUUGCAAUAGUGAUUGUUGUGGUGAUUAGUUUUGUGAAAUGUGUAUCCCUGAAAAUUCGAAUAAGAGGUAUAGAGAGACAGGCAAAUAACACGAGUGAAUCAAUAUUUAGUCCAGAUGCAGAAGGAGAAGCAAUUGAAAAUCGUCUAUACCAAUCUGCUCACGUCCUUGAAGCCAGUGCUAUACAGAAUCAGUUGUCAGAGGGAUAUGAAAUAGGUGUUAUUUCAAACGUGUCUUCUCCUUCAAUCGUUCUUCUAAGAAAUCAAGAAGAAACACAAGACGAAAGGUCUCCUGACACACAGCUCUCCCAGAUUGGAAAUCCUAACCUCAACUAUGCCGAACUAGUUUUCGAAGCUGCAGGUCCUUCCACAGAGACACACAGUAGGUCUAUUAUUCAUGGAGCAGAAGACAGAACACUAUAUUCUGAAAUUGAUUUACUGCGCAGAGCAAGCGCUCGUCCAUCAACCAAUGGAAGCGAUGAUGAUGACUUUAUGUACGUGGAUGGCAUAGAAAACUUUUCCCGGAAAAAUAUUAAAAAUGAAACUUAAAUAACGAUUAUUUAUGUCUUAGUUCGUGCAAAUUGACAUACAUUUGUUAUUAUGACUAGAACAUGUACAUAGAGGUUAUUUUUAUUCUUGUAUAGCUCAUAUAUGAUGAAGUCGAAAAUGUCACAUAGCAAUAAAGUUUAACCUUUCCCAAAAGUAUUUAUAAGUUGUUAAUCCUGAGAAACUGUUAUCUAGAAUUCUCAAUAACCUAGUUAUCAUAUUCAGGCUCUUUUCUCAAAUAAUGAUUUUGUUUUAUUUAAAUACGAACGCAAGAAUUACGUCUUGCAUUUAAAUGUAUCAUAUGUAUGCAUGUUUGGUUUGUUGCUAAAUCGGGUAUUAAAGUUACUAAUAAAACAGUAUCUGGUUUUGA